Molecule: messenger RNA, 1607 nt
Organism: Agrilus planipennis (emerald ash borer)
Lineage: Eukaryota; Metazoa; Arthropoda; Insecta; Coleoptera; Buprestidae
Exons: 3
Coding region: 111-1607 (498 amino acids)
Source: RefSeq, a predicted model, not a curated record
UUUGUUCAAACGUCAAAAAGAGGAAAAUAUAGUUAUGAUGAUUAUAUUAAUGUUAAUUUUCCUAAUGAAAUUGUUUAUCCAACUUUGUUAGUUUGUUUAUUGUUUAUAAUAUGGAUAAGUAUACUGUAGACUUAGACAAAGUACUAAAUGAUUUUGAAUACAGUGAACUAACAGACCAGUAUAACUCUUCAAAAGUGAAAUGUAACGAACCUAAUUCUACUGACUUGGGAGGUGUUAGAAGUACACCCCACAGAAAUGAUUCCACCUCUGCUUACAAACUGUCAAGUGCAAAACAUUCAAUAAACAAUGUCUUUCAAAGUUUAAAUGAAUACCUAAAUACAGACAUAAGAUCACAUGAGCAACAAAACUAUGAAAGUUAUAAUGAAAAUAUCAAGUAUCCAGAAGAACUACCUGUUAAUAAAACUAGCAGCAUAAUCAAUAAUUCAGAAAAUGUAACUGAAAAUAAAACUAGAGCUGAUCUGAAGGAGUUCAUCAUUAAUAAUGAUUUGAGUAAUUGUAAGACUGAUGUAGACAAUACAAGCAAAAACUUCAAUGUAAAUAGUAGUGGUAAUAUGCAAAAAGUAAAUAACGAAGUUAGUAACAUCCAAGUCAGUGAUAUUACGGUAGGCAAAGAUGAAGGUGAACAAAACUCAGAAAAAAGUGGUGAAAUUGAGACAAAGGAAACUUCCUCUAAUUCAUCAAAUUUAAAAAUUCUAGAAAAUAGUACAACUGUAGAAAAUGAAGACAGUGACAAGGAAAAGAAUGAAAAUAAUCUGUUAGCAGAGAUAAGUGAUGACCUAGUUGAUGUUAAGGAGGAUGUACAUAGUGAACCUGAAUCAGAAGAGGAUGAAGAUGAAAAAUUAAACUUUCAAAUUACGUACCCAAAAGAGCAAGAAGGAACUGAAAACAGACAGAAAAUCGGUUUUGAUACAGUAGAUGUGGAUGAGGAUGAACUUGAAGAGUAUUUAAAGGAGCUGGAAGAUGAGUGUGAUGAAUCAAGUGAAGAUGAGUACAAAGAGGAAGAAAAUGAUAAUAAAAAUGAAAUAGUAAAACCUAAAGAUGAAGUAGAAGACAGCACUAAAGAGUUAGGUACCCCAGAAAAUGUUGAUGUAAUAAUAGACAAUGAGGACAACCACAAAAAGAAUGAAGAAGAAUUUUUUGAUGCAAAUACUUCAGUUGAGGGCAGUAAAAACGACACAAAGGCAACUGUAGAGUGCCUUCCAAAUUCCAAAGAACUAUCUGAAAGUAAAAAUGAAAGUAUUUUGCCUCUUAAUAAUGAUGAUUCUGAAAAAUGCAGAACCAAUGAAGUUGUUAAAGAGUUGGGAAAAGAUAAUAAAACUGAAAUUGUAAAACAGAAUAUAAAUGAAACAAAUAGUGGAGAAGAGAGCAAUCUGCAGCAGCCUCAAAAUCUUGAAAUUAUAACAAGUGACAAAGCAACAAUAAGUCCUGAAAAUAACGAAGAAACACCUGCUAAAGAAGAGAGCUCAGUUGAAACUCCUAGAAGACCCAGCAUAUUAGAAGUCAAAUCUGUCAUGGAAGAAGAGCCUAUAAAAAUCAGCACANCAACAAAUUUUGUUGUCAAUAAUGCAAUUUUCAGAAUAAUUUAA